Dothidotthia symphoricarpi CBS 119687 is the source of this 808-nucleotide messenger RNA. RefSeq lists its product as uncharacterized. Lineage: Eukaryota; Fungi; Ascomycota; Dothideomycetes; Pleosporales; Dothidotthiaceae. The coding region runs from base 65 to 808 and encodes 247 amino acids. The record is from RefSeq and is a predicted model, not a curated record. The transcript has 2 exons.
GUUCAUUCUCUGUUGCGACUUUUCCAUUGUUGCCUCCUUCAAUUAGAUAGCACCAGCUUCUACUAUGAAGACCUCUACCUUCCUCUCUCUUGUGGUGCUUGCCCGCCAGGUCACCUCUACCCGCUAUCCGGAACUCCAAUGGGAUCCAGACACCGCCAAGGAUUGCGUUGAAUGGUACAACAAUGGCGACGGCGUAACGUGCGACGCAGUGCGCGACUUGAUCCCUAUCACGCCUGAGCAAUUCCACAAAUGGAACCCUUCCGUUGGACUCGACUGCAAACCAUGGAACUAUCAAUCAUACUGCAUUGCCACCGCGGAGAGACUGAACAAUACGCCGAAGCAAACAACUCCUUCCUCCACAAUCGCGACCACUACAACCAGCGCAUUCACGUUGGGUCCUUCUCCUACUGCUUGGACUGAUAGGGGCUGCUAUGUUGAGGAUACCGAAUUGCCACUUCUUGACCAGAACAUAAGCCCAAUCGGUGGAGUCGCGUUCCUGACGAUUCUGGCAUGUAAGAACAGUUGCUAUCUUCACGCUUACAGCUUUGCGGGUGUGCAGGAAGGAAACCAGUGCUGGUGCGGUAGUUCCAUUCGCGGCGAGUUGGCGAAGAAUCAAACUGACUGCAACAUUCCCUGUAGUGGGAAUGAGGAGAUAUCUUGUGGUGGGAAGGGACUACUCAAUAUCUUCCAGGCCGAGAAGAACGAAACGUCCGCAUCUACUACCACCACUAGCACUAGCACUGGUGUUCAGGUUGCCAGUGCUAGCCUCUCCAAGACAUCUGAAAUUGCCACACUCCGCUGGCGAUAG